Humulus lupulus (European hop) is the source of this 420-nucleotide messenger RNA. RefSeq lists its product as uncharacterized. Bases 1 to 420 code for a protein of 139 amino acids. NCBI's taxonomy places the organism in Eukaryota, Viridiplantae, Streptophyta, Magnoliopsida, Rosales, Cannabaceae. The transcript has a single exon. The record is from RefSeq and is a predicted model, not a curated record.
AUGUCGACAGCUACUACGACUGACUCCUCUCCUCCCUCCGCCAAUUCCACAGGCGACAAUGCAAAUAAUCCACAAUCUCAGGUCUCUGCCCAGAACCCGACAUCUAGAACUGCCAUUGACGACCCUUCAGACCCGUACUACCUUCAUCAUGCGAAUAACCCAGGCAAUGUCCUGGUCUCUCAACCAUUAACUGGUCAGGAUAAUUACGCAUCUUGGAGUCGUGCAAUGCUAUUACCAAUUUCUGUGAAGAACAAAUUGGGAUUUCUGGAUGAGUCCAUUUCUAAACCCUCUUCCUCUGAUUCUUUAUUGUAUAAUGCAUGGUUUAGGAAUAAUAACAUAGUCAUUUCUUGGAUCAUUAACUUUGUGUCUAAAGAAAUAUCAGUAAGCAUUCUCUAUGGUGAAUCAGCUGCUGAAAUCUAG